AUGCCUACUCUGACCUUUUUGGCUGCUAAGUUCUGUAGGGGACUUAGCGAGGAGAUAGUUGUGCCUCUUGCUGGAGCGGCUUCUAGAGACUUCGAGACACUGAUGCAGCAGUGUCGGGACAUCGUGGAUGUCUGUUUGACGAGUAAGGCCAAGCGGGCCAAGAUUGCUGAGACGAAGGGAACGAGCAGUUCCAUUUCCUGGAAGGACAUGAAGUUUGCAGGAAAGGGAAAAGGAAAGCAGUUUGCGGCUAGGCAGGCGCCUGGUCAGUUCACGAGAACUUCUUCGCAGCAGGGGGUUUUGUUAGACCUCUUUCCACUCCUAGAUGUUCGGGAUGCGAAAAAAAGCAUGCAGGAUGUUGUGCUACCAAAAAUUGUUUGGCAUUCGGAUGUCAAUAAGGAGUUUCAAGAUUUGAAGGUGACUUCCUUGUUUGAGGAUGCACUUCUCGAAAUUGAGACUAUGAGAGUCGAGAAUGAGCUUUUGGAGAAGAACCAGGAUGAUUGUCAAGUCUGCCCAUUUUCUUCCAGUAAAGGUAAGCUUCUCGUCAAAGCAGUUAGCCAAACUAUCGUUCGCGAGAUCGUGAUGCUUCACGGGAUGCCUGAGAGUAUCAUCAGUGAUAGGGACCCGAAGUUCACAUCUCGGUCCGGGGAGGCGCUGCAGAGAGCUUUUGGGACUCAGUUGCUACUGGAGCCCUAUGCGGAGCCUGCUGAUGAUCGCGAUACUAUAAAUCUCCGGCUAAAUGCUUUCCGCAAGCAUAAGCCACUUUAUUUCGAUGGGGCGCUUGAUCCUAUUGCUGCUGCGAGAUGGCUGCAGGCAUUGGAGAAGAUCUUCCGGGUUAUGCAGUGUACUAACCCGCAGAAGCUAAUGUUCGCCACGUACAUGCUUGAGGGAGAUACACACGAGUGGUGGAUGAAUACCUCUCAGGCUUAUGAGGUGCAGGGUGUACGUGAACUAAGGUACGUCACUAUGUGA
Molecule: messenger RNA, 969 nt
Organism: Gastrolobium bilobum
Lineage: Eukaryota; Viridiplantae; Streptophyta; Magnoliopsida; Fabales; Fabaceae
Exons: 5
Coding region: 1-969 (322 amino acids)
Source: RefSeq, a predicted model, not a curated record